AUUCACAAUAUUCCUUUCUUCCGUCCUUCUCACUUCGAUGGCAUUCAAAUUUUUUCAAACUUUUCAAAUAACUAUGAGGUACGUACGUACUGUACCGUACCGUAGCAUGGAAGACGGCAAGAAAUCAGGAGAGGAAGUUCAUUCACCGAACCAACUCCGGAGAAACAAACAGAGAUUGUGCCUCUUUACCUCGCCUGUAUCGCAGACCGAACAGACGAGAUUGCUGCCAUGCCUACGAGCGUUAAUCGGGGCGAUGGCAUUCGCCGCCGGCGUCCCCGCAGCAAAUCCUCGAGGGCGACACCGUCGUCGUCGUCGUCGUCGCCGUCGUCGUCGCCAUCCUUUGCCAACAACGGCUCGCCACCACCGGGAUCGACCGCCGAACCCGUCCAAGCCCAACCGCCCGGUUCUUUCAAACGCCGUUUGCUCCUUGUCUUGCUCCAGGGCGCGAUCCACCUCGGAUGCAUCGCCCUGUACCUCAUCCCCAUCCUGGCACCGAACGAACACGCCUCGCCCACGCUGGACGAAUCCCACGUCAUGAACGGGGAGGUCCAGCGCGACAUCCACGAUCCCAACGCCACCCUCACGGAGAUCUUCUCCAACGACUACUGGGGCCGGCCCAUGAAUUCGCCCUCCUCCCACAAGAGCUGGAGGCCCCUGACGAUCCUCUCCUUCCGCUACCUCAAGGGGCCCUACACCGAUCUCUCCACGUCGAUGCUGCAGCAGCUGACGGUCCACCGCACCCUCAACGCCAUAUUCCACGCCGCGGCGGGGGACGUCGUGGGCAGGCUGGCCACGCAGUUGUUUGCGGCGGAUCAGGGCAACGCAGAAACCCUCGACCCGCUGUGGCUGCAGCUCGCCACCAAGAUCUUGUUCUGCCUGCACCCGACCCACGUCGAGGUCACGGCCAACGCGGCCAAUCGGAACCACAUCCUGGCGGUGUUUUUGGCCGUGGUGCUGUGCUUCCCGGGGAACGACGGCGCCAAGGGAAUCCCACACAGGACGACAACGCCGAUGUGGUUGUUUCUGGUGGCCCUGGUUUCGGGUUACCUGGUGAGCGAAACCUUUAUAUUCAUCGUUCCGGCCGUGAUGGUCACCAUGACCGUUGUCGCGUUUGGCCCCUACCAGAAGAACRCCGCCAAGGGAUUGCGGCCGUUUGUUCUGGACUACCUCCGCGCCAUGCUGUCCAUCGCUCCGAGAUUGGUCUUUCUGGCGUUGUCGGCAGUCUCGUACUAUGGCGGRCGGUGGUACUUUGACACCCUAGACAUUCCCACCGGGUUGAUUCGCCCCGCCGAGUCGCCCUAUUACACCUUUACGGGGAUGAAGCGGGUCAGAAACUAUCUMUACAUUCUGACGGUCCAUCUCGGCAAGCAAUGGGGAUCKUUCUUUCCAAAGACGUUCGGGGGAGAUCCGAUCGGAUUCUCCCACGAAUACGGGUACGAUUGCAUCCCGGAAAUCAAAACGUGGGGCGACGAGCGGCUGGUCUUUGGGGUCGGUUUCCACCUGGUGUUUGCAAUGGGUCUUUCCGUCCUGUUGGUGGCCAGGAAUCCGCGCCAGUUUUUUGGUUUGGUCGCCAUUCACUGGUCCUGGACUCUCAUUACGCUCUUCCCCAUCACCGGAAUCCUCAAGGUGGGCACCUUCGUUUCGGAUCGGAUCGUGGUCCCAUCGACUGUCGCCAUCGCGCUGUGGAGCGGCAGGGUUGUCCAGAAGCACCUGACACAAUGGGUUUGGAAGAAGGAUUCUCUGUUCGGCAGCUUUCGCCCACUCCAGUUCGUCUUUGUGCUGUGGUGGAUCGCCGCCUCGUACAYGACGGUGCACAGCCGUGCUCUGCAGUGGAUGGACAGCAUCUCGCUCAUGAACUCCGCCCUCGUGACCUGCCCUCGGUUUGCCAAGGUCCACAUGGAGGUGUCCAAGAUCCAUUCCGGUCUCUUCCCGGACCUCCUCGAUCUAAAAACCGCCCGGGAUCACCUCGACACCGCCCGGGAGAUCGACCCCGAUCUCUGCGACCUGCACCAGCAGUACAUCUUUUUGGCUCUCCGGGAGUACAACAACCUAGAAAUCGAGAAGGAACUCCCGGGGGCCAUGCUAUGCCCCUUUACGGCUUCCUGGGCGGAGCAACUCUGGUUGCAGUACUGGGAGCAACAGCUCGCGAGCGCCCCCCAGGGGACCCCGCAGUACGCAGCGAUCGCUUCGCGCUACCAAGCGGCCUUSGGGAUCAUUCAGGAGGGCAUCGAAGAGCAGCAGCGGGCCGAGCAGGAAGCCCAAGAGAACGAGCGGUAAGAAASGAAUUCCAAUCGCCAGCGCACCACUUUCGAUUCAUCGUUCGCGAAGACCUCGCUGCUUCACCCAAAUACUACUUCGACUGUACCAUAGGACGAAUAAUUGGAGUAAAUAUAACAUUWGAGU
This is a messenger RNA of Pseudo-nitzschia multistriata, 2403 nucleotides long. The record is from the annotation of a GenBank genome assembly. NCBI's taxonomy places the organism in Eukaryota, Bacillariophyta, Bacillariophyceae, Bacillariales, Bacillariaceae.